AUGAACGUGACCGUAGAGACAGGAUAUUGUAGAAUGGGUUCCAGAGUUGACUAUAGUGAUUAUAAAGUUCUUGAUCAGGACCGCUCCAAGUAUACAGUGACCUACUCAAACAUAGACAGAAUGGAUUUUUCUAGACACGAAGACUCUACAAAAAAAAGGGCUGCAGUGAGCCGCCCUGGCCCCAACCCAGGCAGAGUGAAGCGGGUGGUGUCUUGUAAGAGGAAGACCCAUCAUCUCACUGCGGUUCGGAAGAAAGCUCCAGGACCAGGCAGGCCUCAUGUCGUAGCUAACAAGGAGAACGAACUGAACAUGACGGACGUGGAGCACAGGAUAUUUUGCAUGGAACCCUGGGAUUUGUCACAGGAUAAACACAGAACUGGAAGAACUGGUCCUGAGCCGCCUGAUUACACUUUGCUCUCGGAGAUCUCCAGAGAUCACAGCUGCAUGACAAAUAUCCUAUUUUCAAGAAACUUACGACUCAAAGUGGCGUUCACACUGUGGAAGAGAAACGUGGGAGAGCUGCUCACAUUUUUCCUGAAAAUACAAGACGUGGGCGUGUUUGUUGACUUUCUCCCAGUGAUAACCAAAAGUAUAACUGAGGACCCUCCGACCGUUUCUAUUGGCUGCUGCGUCGACCUAUUUCCAUUGGUUAAGAAAGUCCUUGCUAACCCCUUUGAAGAGUACAUCAUAGUUGGUUUGAAGUGGAUACAUUCAGUUCUGAAAAACUGGUGGGAGGAGCUAAGAGAAGGUGGACUUGGUGGAUGCAGCAAAAGGCCCCUGGAUAAGAACUUUGGGAUCUUUAACCAGCAGCUGCUAGAACUGUGGCAUCAGGAACCGCUACUGAAAUCUGUGCCAGGAUCAGCUGGAGCCAUGGCAACGGCCAUUGAUUCAUACAUUUCACAGUUACCGUGUGGGGACAAGGCUUUCUCGUUCUGCCUGAUUUCUGAUACAUGUGGCCCCAUACGAGAGUGA
Molecule: messenger RNA, 972 nt
Organism: Knipowitschia caucasica
Lineage: Eukaryota; Metazoa; Chordata; Actinopteri; Gobiiformes; Gobiidae
Source: the annotation of a GenBank genome assembly